Molecule: messenger RNA, 1549 nt
Organism: Colias croceus (clouded yellow)
Lineage: Eukaryota; Metazoa; Arthropoda; Insecta; Lepidoptera; Pieridae
Product: ubiquitin-conjugating enzyme E2 W
Exons: 6
Coding region: 358-822 (154 amino acids)
Source: RefSeq, a predicted model, not a curated record
GUGGUGGCGAUACUGUAUAGGUGUUAGAUUGUUCUUUGAUUUAAUAUUUCAAAGUAUUUGCUCAAGCAUUCAAUGAUUGUUUAUUAUUGUAUUCAACAUACGCGCCAUAUUGAGUUGACCUACAAGCGGGAAAAAAGCGUUGAAUAAUUUUACUUUUUGUUUUAAUCGCUAUGUACCUACACAAUUGCUUAAAAUAUACAUUUAAUAUAUUUAAUGGAACUGUGUUCAUAAUUAAUCUACGAAUGAAUCUGUGAAUUCGCCAUUUUCAUCUAAUAAAUAAAUAAUUAUGUCAAAGUCUACAAAUAUUUACAAGACUAUUAAUAUUAAUUGGCAACAUUAAUAAAUUGGAUUGGUAUAAUGGCGGCUAUGUCUCCGUCGGAGAGGAGAUUACAGAAAGAACUUAUGUCUCUAAUGAAAGAACCGCCACCAGGAGUGUCGGUAGACGGUGAUCAAGCCAGCCAAAAUCUAACACUGUGGACAAUUCACAUGGAAGGUGUACCGGGCACAUUGUAUGAGGGGGAAAAAUUUGUAUUGCAAUUCAAAUUUACUAAUAAAUACCCAUUCGAUUCACCUGAGGUAACGUUCGUAGGCAACAACAUCCCGGUGCACCCGCACGUGUACUCGAACGGGCACAUCUGCCUGUCGAUACUCACCGACGACUGGUCGCCGGCGCUCUCCGUGCAGUCCGUCUGUCUGUCUAUCGUGUCUAUGCUUAGUAGCUGUAAAGAGAAGAAACGACCGCCGGAUAAUUCAUUUUACGUAAAAACAUGCAAUAAAAAUCCUAAGAAAACAAAAUGGUGGUACCACGACGACUCAGUGUAACACCGUUUGCUUGCUAUAUCGAGCAUGGACGAUAAACGUGAACUUGUGAUAAGUGUUAUCGAUAAUGUUAACAUAUAAUGUUAUGUAUAUACGGACGGACGGUGCGAUUUUAUAGGCGGCUGUGCUAAAUUAUUUUAUCUAUUUUGCCGCCAAAUGGAAUGUCAGUGUCAAAUGGAUUUGACGUUUGUGCUCUGUGGUUCGAUGCUUGAAAAUUUUGUGUAGAUAAUUAUUUUGCGAUUGGAAAUGCUUAAUAGAAUUUAUUGUGGAGAUGGGCGAAAGCGGAAAUCGAUUCGUGUGUAAUGGAGCGAGAUUUUAAAAGUACAAUUUUUUAUUUUUGUGUGCUUGUUUAGUCUGUAAAGAAUAUUCGACAAAUUAUGUGUACAAGAGCUUGGCUAUUGCCUAUUGCUACGAUGUUAACGGUCAAUUUUAAACUUUUACAACUUUAAUAAAAACGCAAUAAUUUUUCUAAAAAGUUACCUACCGACGGCUUAAAAAUUUUCAAUCAUAUAUUGCUUUAUAUAAUGCAGAGAAUGCGUUACAAAUAACAAUUGGCUCACAAAACAACGAGCGUAAAUAAUUGAAAUCGACUGUGAAAUAUUAUAGAAAUGAUUUUGCGAUCGCCCAUCUCAAAUUGUAAACGGCAAAUUUGAUGAAAUGUAUAAGUGAAGCAGUCAGUUAUGAAUAAAUGUAUUAUAGGUUAUAAAAGUUCAAUAAAUUAUUCAAUCAU